CGUCGAUCUACGGAACAGCCAACUGCUGAGUGCUAGAUGACUUCGAGUUCGACUCAGAGUGCGUGUUUUCGCUGGCCGUUCUUCGUGAACGACUCGAGACGAGAGUUACGGAGACCACCUUGCUGAACUCUGACUGCCUGAGCAAGCAAGCGGAGAGCAAGUCCGGACCUAGAACUGGUGGAAGGCGUGCGUGUGCCGCUUCAGUGAGGAUUAUCAAUGACGUCAUUUCGAGCAUCGGCCGUCGUGGGCCUGCUGAUGCACCUUUGCGCCUUGCAAUGCCACCACUGUAACGUGGCCAAGCCACAACAUGAUGAUACGUGGACACGACACGGCACACACAGCAGCCGCACAACUGCAGCAACACCAGCUCCCAGCUGGAGCAUCUUGGACCAGGUGAAUGUUACCACAAUAUUGGAGACUGCCACCUCGCCUAUGUCCUCCAAUACGGGUAUAGUCGUUGCUGCAGUCGUGUCACAAGCAAUGCCGUCCGCUGGUGGUAAUGGCGGUGGCGAGCGACAAGAUGCGGCCGUGACGUUUGCACAGCGUCUCGUGAUCCUGCCGACGGGUCAGUCCGGGGAGACGGCGGCGAGCUUUGCGAACGUGACGAGUUUCUGUGACACACACGGCGACUGCAGCACGGUCGCCUGGUGUCUGUAUCCUGCCAAUGGCGACGGCGGUGAGGGGGCAAAGGGGGAGCGCCUUCGCAUCACCUUCCUGUCGGCCGGUGGUGGCAAGGUGACGCGCGUGUGGUUCUCCGAGCUAGAGGUAACCACCGCCGCUAGCGCAUCAUCAUCCACACCGAUGCCGGUGUGGGCGAACAGUGGAUCAGUGUCGGAUACGUAUGACAUCAUGUACUACGCGGCUACCGGCGACUGCGCCACGUACGCGUUCACGUACGGCCGCACGCGUCCCACGAGCCCGGUCGCGAGGGAGGUGCGCGAGGACGUGCUCAUCGACGUCAUCGGCAACGCGCCGACCGUCGUCCAGAACGUCCUGUGCACCGUUGCCGUGCCGAUGACGCCUGGCGUCACCGUGGCAACACCGGACUGCCUGACGACCAACGACAGUGUCGGCAUGGCGGCCUGGCUGAUCUCCUGCUGGUCGCAUCCCAGUCAGUUUGCCUUUCAGCCGCUGUCGGCGUCGUCGGCAGCGGGGAGCAAACGCACACUAGCGUUCACGCACACCAAGAACACGCGCGCCAACGACUGGGCUGACCUGGAUGAGCCCAUGGGCUGGUCACUGCUGGAUGUGGGGACAAGGAAAGUAACGCGCGGUGGUUUCUCCAUCGAUGACGGCCGCCUUCGCUUUCAGCCCACCUGGUCGCAUUCCGGUGAGCGACUUGCGUUUGUCACGUUGGCCGAGCCUUCCACUGCCUGGCUGUGGUCCCAAGUUUGGAACAUCUGCUUUGCCUCGGCGGAUCUGCCGACGAUGGCUUACUGCGAUACGGUGGGUUCGCCGGACCAGGAGCCGAACCUGAUCGGGUUUGUCCUCGACGACGAAUACAUCUUGUACACAGAGCAGCAUAGCACAGCCGUCACACUCAACAUGUGGUCGGUGGAUGCCAAGACGCACAAGGAGCUGCGCGUCCAGCAUGCCACCGAAGCCGACCCGCUCGGGGUGCUCCGUGUGAUCAGCGCCGUCAGCUUGCCGUCGGGGUCUCCGCAAUCCGCAUCGUACAUCACACUGGUCGGCGAGGCACUCGACUCCCCGCCGGAGGUGUACUUCGGCGAGUUGGACGCCAAGACCGCGGUCGUCACCGUACGGCCAUUGAGCAACUUCAACGCCGCCGCCCGUGCAAAGCCGCUGAACGUGCACACCGACGUGAUCGCCUGGCCGUCAGGCAAUCUCAGCGUCGAGGCACUCCUCGUCUCGCCUGCCAGCGGCGCGGAGGGGAAACCCCUGGUGGCGUUCGCCCACCCGGGCCCGAAUAUGGCGCACGCCGAGACGUACCUGGGUUGGGGCGGCGUGGGUGCCCGGUAUCCCGUAGCAACGCUGGCCGAAAUGGGCUACUCGGUCUUGCUGCCGAAUAUUCGCGGCUCGGCCGGCUACGGUGCGAAGUUCCGCACUUCCAUCUACCGCGACUGGGGAGGAGAGGACCUGGAUGAUCUUCUAUCGGGUCUAGUUGAAGUGCAUAAGCUUUUCAACACGAGCACGUCCAGCGUUCACGUGUUUGGCUGGAGCUACGGCGGAUUCCUGUCGGCCAUGGCUCUCACGCACGCCAGCGAGCGCUUCCCCGGCCUGCGCCUGGCCUCGGUCUGCAUCGGCGGCGGUAUCGUGGACCUGAUCAGCCACACGGGCACCGCCGACAUCGGCAAGAUACUGAGUAACACCUACGGAGGCUACUACUGGGACACGCCGGCAACCGUUGCCGAUAGCAACAGUGCUGCUUCGUCCUCGGCGUCUCUAAUGCACUUGUACCAGCGGAGCUCUGCCAUGUUUAGCAUCGUGAAUGCCACCGCUCCUACACUCCUCCACCAUGGAGCGCAUGAUCCACGCGUGCCGAUUCUACAGGCAUUCCAGCUACACUACGCGCUGCAGGCCAGAGGCGUGGAGACGCGCAUGCUGGUCUAUCCGGGUAGCGGUCACAUUCCCGGCGACGCCGAGCAGCUUCUGAGCAUCUGGAACAGCACGAUUGAGUGGAUUGUGAGGCACGACACCUCCGACACGUAAUUGAUCCUUGCCAGGCUGCGUGCCUGCUUGUGUGAAGUCGACCAGGUGAAACUCGACACUUGUAACUACAUACAACCAGCCACAUGAGAACAAUCAUGUUGAUUUGUGGGAUUUUUGGUCAUGCCCUUCAAUUCUACAUGUACAUGUAUGUUUCUCGUCAUAUGGAUAUAAUCCUGUGCAAAAAAUGGAUAUAAUCCUGUGCAAAAAUUGAUAUAAUCCUGUGCAAAAAUGGAUAUAAUCCGGUGCAAAAAUGGAUAUAAUCCUGUGCAAAAAUGGAUAUAAUCCUGUGCAAAAAAUGGAUAUAAUCCUGUGCAAAAAUGGAUAUAAUCCGGUGCAAAAAUGGAUAUAAUCCGGUGCAAAAAAUGGAUAUAAUCCGGUACAAAAAUGGAUAUAAUCCGGUGCAAAAAUGGAUAUAAUCCUGUGCAAAAAACAGUGGAAUCAAGAUGGAUCAAAACAUAGAAAUUUCUUAUAAUACAGACAUGGACCGGCAUACAUGAUUUCAAUGAUGACUUUCUAAAAUAUUAUCACCUAGUCACUAGACCUUGCAAGGUAAUGCUCGAAAAUAGGCAGAUUCUUCUCGAAAAGCAGUUGAAAAAACCCCAGAACAAUGCAAAGCUUCUGGCGGGCAAUUCCUCUAAUUCUGCUUUUCUCCCUAAUCCCCAAUACUAGCAUAACAAACCUGCACGAAGCAUACUAGGAAAACCAAAAUUUUAUUCCGCUGGUUUUCGGACGCCUUCAUCCGCCAAGAGGUACUUUGCAGGACCAGGGUGGUUUAGUGCAGCUCGAAAGAGUGCCACGUGAGCCCAAGGUGCAGAGUGGCGUCUCUGUCAAAUCCUACAAUACAGUUGAACAUCGAUUAUCCGACCAACUCUGCCUCUGGGCAGCGGGCUCCGGGGAGGUGUUCGGGUAAUGAAAAUGUUCCAGAUAAGGAAAAUCUCACCACAGGCCGAUACCUGUGUUCAGUAUUAUCACAGACUUCACAGUACCCGCAACAACAGUCGUUUUCACGUUAGUUUUGGAAGUUUUGGAAGUUGUUGACUGUCCAGCCUGUGCACAGUGGCACAUGCAACAAGUGCGCACUGCUGCAAGUUCUGCUAAGUAGAGGAUAUAACCCGAGUCAGAGGGUUAUACCGGCUGAAUAUAAAUCCCGACUGCGAUAGCAGGAGGGAUUUAUAUGAGGGUACGGUAUAACCCGACUACGAGGGUCAUAUCCUACUUAUGCCAGGUACCCCUACGCAUUUCCAGAACAACGAACCUAUUUGGAGAUCUCGUACAUCAUGCGGUACAUGAACAUCUUCUGAUGGUUAUCAGUUGUCAGUUGAUAGAAUGGUCGAGCAAGGUCAGAAGGAGAUUCCUCCGUGGAUGUUUGGCAUAAGAUUUCCUUUCAGUUCCAGUGCAUAUUGUAGCAUCUUCAUGAUCUUGUCUUGAGUCGUGAGCGGUGCGGAAGGCGACUGAAUUGCUGCGGUGCUGGAGUUUGUCGUUGAAUCAAACUACCGUCACUAGUUAGAUUACAGCUUGGACUCUUUGGGAGUAAGUGUUACUAUAAUUAUGGUACAGUGCUGAUUUUCACAUGCGGCAUCUCAUAAUCAGUUUUGCUUGCAAGUAGAUGCAUUUGCAUACACUGUUUUGUAUCACAUUUCAAUCCAAUCUAUUGUAGCCUUUUCCAAUCGGGUUGAAGUACAUGUACACUGGUAUUAUAAACUUAUUUACGAAGGAGACAGUCUGUUGAUGAUCUUCAACUCUUCGAAGUACAAUGUACAUUGCUGACCCAUUCGGGAUACUUCGUGGUUAUUCGACGUUCUUUAUCCUCAGAUUCAGUAUAAUAGAAUACUCUGUAGACGAAUUCCAGGUCA
This is a messenger RNA of Sycon ciliatum, 4523 nucleotides long. RefSeq names its product dipeptidyl-peptidase 5-like. Gene Ontology annotation, biological process: proteolysis. The coding region runs from base 217 to 2670 and encodes 817 amino acids. Lineage: Eukaryota; Metazoa; Porifera; Calcarea; Leucosolenida; Sycettidae. The record is from RefSeq and is a predicted model, not a curated record. The transcript has 4 exons. Gene Ontology annotation, molecular function: serine-type endopeptidase activity.